UCGACCUUCCGCCUCUCACAUCAACAAUAUCCUAGAGUCCAAAAAGGAAAUCAGUCGGGUUCUAAUGAAUAUUUUUAGGUUCAUGUACAGAAGAAGGGUCAAACUACCACCAGGGUUAUAAAAGUACCCCUGGAAAUACCCAGAGAUUCUACGAAAGCCUUGUCAAAGAGGUGUAUUUGGGCGCAUUCUGUAUUCUCAGACGCUUCCACUUUUCACAUCAGCUAUUUCCAAAGGUCAAAAAGGAGAUCAGUCGGGUUUUCAUGAGUGCUUUUUCACAAUCUUAGCAUAGAAGAAGGGUCAAACUAUCACCAGGGCCAUUAAACAACUCCUGGAAAUGCCUAAAACUCCUUUAAAAACCUUGUCAAAAAUGUGUGCUGGGGCGCCGAAAGGUUUGAGAAUGUGGCCAUGGCAUGUUAUACGGCCCUCGCGGAGGCUCUUGCUCUUCCUAUCAACUGUCACCUGUCAGGAUCACACACUUUCCCUCGGCCACAUUCACUUGUAUAGAUAAAAAUUAGGAAAAAAAGAGCAAUUGUAUACAUCUCAGUUUCCAUAAUAUUAAUUCUUCUCAGUGAAAGUCAAACAUUUGUACGUACAGAAAACGAGAGGCAGAUUGUCAACAUAGCACUCUCCUCACCACUGAUUUUCAUACCUUCCUGCAUCCUUUCCUCCUUAACAUUCCUUUUAGCGUCCUUCUCCAUCUCCCCUUCCCUCCAUCUCCAUCAUCGUCAUCAUCAUCAAGGCGCACCCCUCCCCUCACUGGGCUCCCCUCUUCGCCGCCUCCUGCUCCUCCUUUCACAAGUAUUUUGAGCUCGUGAAUAAUACCUGGGCCCUCUUACUCACCCAGAGCUUUUCAGAGGCCCAGAAUAUCCCAGAGCCGAGGGCGAGAGAAGCACCACCAGCACCACCCUGCCAUAAAUAUAGGUCAGUGGAAGUGGGUCGUGGCCAUGCAUUGUCCUCAGCCUGUCUCGGGGUGUGUCAGGUAGGCCCCCACCACACCUGUGCACGGCUCUCCAGCUGACAAUACAACGCCUUUGUCAUUGAUGUGAGUCGACACAGCCAUGGACAACCGCAAUGGGUCAAAGCACAUAUCAAGAAUUCGUAUACUGAGUCUUGGGAAUCCAGGUGUUGGCAAGAGCUGUCUGAUCAAGAGGUACUGUGAGAAGCGCUUUGUCAACAAGUAUGUCCCAACGGUGGGCAUUGACUAUGGCUCCACAGCUGUCGAAGUGGACGGCAGGAAGGUGUCUGUCCACUUUUUUGACACUUCCGGGAGUCCACUAUUUGAGGAGGUGCGAAGUGAGUUCUACCGUGACAUGCAAGGCAUCCUCCUGACCUAUGAUGUGACAGACAGAUCCUCCUUCAUAGCCUUGGAUGCCUGGCUGGCUGAACUGAGACACAACCUGGGGCAAAUGGAUGAAUGGAACCUGGCAGUAAUUGUCUGUGGCACUCGGACGGACACUGGUGGCACUGGGGGACGGCAAGUGUCUGAGGCUGAUGGCAAAGGUUGGGCGGACAAACACAACUUUCCCCAUGUGUUAACCUCGGCUGCUCUGGGAAAUGGCAUCAACCAGGCCUUCCAUACCCUGUUUGUUCAAGCACUGCAACUGAAGGAUGGCAUCCGUCCCCCUGGAGGAGCUGUGGACCCAGAGGUGGUGCAGGCCAUCCACCGCCUCAUCCAUAUGACUGAUGACUUUGAGAAGAUGGGACUGAGCAGGCGCUCCAUCUCAAAGGAGGAGGUAAACAAGGCGUACCGCCGACUGGCUGCUCUAGUGCAUCCAGACAAAUGUAAAGCUGCUGGUGCCGAGGAAGCCUUCAAGACACUCACGCAGGCUCGCAAUAAUCUCCUCAAAAUCCUCACUGAAACUACUGUGUAGCCCAAGCGUUCCCUUGCUCCUUGUGGGUCCUUGACUUUGGCUGACUUGUCUUCACGAUGCUUCUUUGUGUCGUUCAUGAGUAGUUUAUUGUGGCAUGUUUUCUGUUUGAGUAAAGAAAACAUGUCUCUGGAAAAGCAGAUGAUAGAUUUUUGCAAGUGUUCAUAAAUGACAGUCUUAAAAUGAGGAUUCAGCAAGUUAGGUAUUUGUAAUUUUAUAUGAAUACUUCUGAUGUGAUACUUUUUAAUUAUUUUUGUUGUUAUGAGUAGUUAUUAGCUGUGGGGGUUGCACUGCCGUGGGACUUGCCAUGCUGAGUGCUACUAGUUAGAUGAUGUUUAGAGCAGGCACUGUGUAAAGUGAUGUAUAAGUGAAAGUCAGAAAAAAUGGAGACUAUUUAAAGGUCAUCUAACCUUGCAGGGCUGACCUUUAGAGGUGAUGACUUACCAGCACUGUUAACUUGCACAUAAAAAUAAAUUAUAUGGGCUGAUGAGGUGGAAUGCCAAGAGCAAUUAGGAUACACAAGAGUGCAGAGCACUAGAAAGGGUGAAGUGGCAUAUGCUAAGAUGGUUCAGACAAGAAGAAAAGGGUGUAUGAGGCAAAGGGUAAUGGGAUGGCUGGAAGAAAACCAAUGAGAUGGGCUGAUAAAAAAAUUAAGAAAUGGGAGGGAUAUUCAUCUUUCUAAGGGAAGUGUACAAAGUAAUGUAUUUUAAUGUAUUUGAGACUUCAUGUGGGGUGUUCUCAGAGGUCAGAGGUAGGUUGGUAAUAUUUUACCAAUAUUGUUUUAUGAAUUUUGUGUUGAAAAGCUGGUUAUACUUGAAGCAUGGCACAGAGAUGGUAGACAAUUGAAAAAAAAUGGAACAUCAAAUUUACUGUAUGUGGAUGACCCCGUAUUGAUUCCCUAACUUGAAAAGGCUCUGUAUAGGCAAGUUAAAAGAGGCAUGUAAUAGGUAAGGUCUUUUUGAAAAAGGGAAUGGUUACAAUAAAGGCAAAGGAACUAUAAAAUAAAAUGCAAUUUGCAUAUUAAUGAAGCCUCUUAAAUUGGAGUUUUCACUAUUUGGAUGCCAUAAACAUAAAAUAUGUAUUAAGCAUACACCUAUCCUUGUCACGAAUCUUGUACAUUUCAACCCCCAAACCACCACCCACCCUGUUCUUAUCAUUUCUUUGGGGCCAGGUGGGUCAGUGGGUAUGGUGUUUGGCUCACAACUGAGAGGUUGCACGUUCAGUCCCAUCUCACAUUGACCUCUUGGUGAGAAGGCAGCACUAUUGUAAUCCUAGCAGUGCUUUAUGGUUUAGCUACCUAGCUCUGGGGGAUUCACAAAUGUGCUACUCUAUAUUCAUAGAUUUAUUGCAUAAACCUUAAAAUUUACUUGUAAAAAAAUAAAUAAAAGAAUCAUGAG
Messenger RNA from Eriocheir sinensis (Chinese mitten crab), 3265 nucleotides. RefSeq names its product dnaJ homolog subfamily C member 27-like. The record is from RefSeq and is a predicted model, not a curated record. Lineage: Eukaryota; Metazoa; Arthropoda; Malacostraca; Decapoda; Varunidae. The transcript has 7 exons. The coding region runs from base 1059 to 1871 and encodes 270 amino acids. Gene Ontology annotation, molecular function: GTP binding; GTPase activity.